AUGGCCCCAAAGAAAUCUGCUGACAACUUCAACGCUAAAUUGGCCUUGGCCAUUAAGUCUGGUAAAUACCAACUCGGUUACAAGACCGCUGUCAAGUCUCUCAGACAAGGUAAGGCUAAGUUGAUCGUUUUGGCUGCCAACACCCCAACUUUGAGAAAGACCGAAAUUGAAUAUUACGCCAUGUUGUCCAAGACCCCAGUUACCUACUUCCAAGGUGGUAACAACGAAUUGGGUACCGCUUGUGGUAAAUUGUUCAGAGUUGGUGUUUUGGCCAUCACCGAUGCUGGUGACUCUGACAUCUUGACCACUGUCUAA
This is a messenger RNA of Saccharomycopsis crataegensis, 315 nucleotides long. It is a transcript of the gene RPL30, whose product is annotated as 60S ribosomal protein eL30 RPL30. The record is from RefSeq and is a predicted model, not a curated record. The coding region runs from base 1 to 315 and encodes 104 amino acids. Gene Ontology annotation, cellular component: cytosolic large ribosomal subunit. Gene Ontology annotation, molecular function: structural constituent of ribosome; RNA binding. Lineage: Eukaryota; Fungi; Ascomycota; Saccharomycetes; Ascoideales; Saccharomycopsidaceae. The transcript has 2 exons.